AUGCUCCCGGCGACGGCGCUGAGCUGGCAGUCCAACGUCGACAUCCCGAUGCGCCGCAUGAUGAUUCAAAAGCUCAUGUGGCUCUUCCAGCACCAAACGACGUUUGUGCAGGCCAUGCCACCACUCGAUGCUCGCCUACCGUCGCUCGUGCGCCGCCUCGAGCUCGCGCUGUACCUGCGGGCCGCGUCUCUUGACGAGUACCUCAACGAGCACUCGGUACAGCGCCGGGUCCAAUCGCUGAUUGUCGCGCUCCACCACCAAGCAAUCUUGCAGUUUGCCGCGAGUCCGAAUGCCCCAAUCGCAUUUCACAUAUCGGCCACAAAACGUCCGCGCAACGACGACGAUGGUGACGACGACGAGGCGGUGAUGCACCGCGCCAAGGCCCCGCGCAGCGCGCCAAGAAGCACGUUCUUGCUCGACAACCACGAGGACGUGCUGCGCAACGUGUUUUCAUUCCUCGACGGACGAACGAUCUUUGCAUGCAUGCGCAUCAACCGGUACACGGCGACGUUUCUUCCUUCGUGCGUUCUCUAUUUGCAUGUCCCCCGUCUCGAUGUCUUUAACGCAACCUCAACCGAGCCGCCACCGUCGUCGUCUCAAGCGAGCGAGCUCGUCGUCCUGCAACUCGCACGCGCCAUGGCCCAGAGCGAGCUGCCCAACUUGCGCCGCCUCUCGCUGCACGCUACGUUUGUCAACACACAGGCACGCAACGGGACGGCUGCGCUCUGUGCGGCGCUGCCGCAGUGUCCACUCCUCGAAGAGCUCGUGCUCGGCGGCAAUGCUCUCGGUGAUACUGGCGCCAAAGACGUCGCCAACUGCCUCCUGCGGCAGCACUGCCCGCGCCUGCGCUUGCUGGACCUUCGUCGCAAUUACAUUGGCGAAGGCGGUAUGAAGGACUUGGCCGUCGCCCUCGCGACGCAGCACGCGUCGCCGCUGCGCUGGCUUCUUCUCGGCAGCAACAUUGCAUGUGACGGCGCCGUGAUGGCUCUGGCAUUGGCGCUUGAGAAAGGCCACGUGACGCAGCUCGAGUUCCUUGGUCUCGAAGACAACUUUGUCAACGUCGACGGCAUCCACGCACUCGCGGCGUCCUUCCGAAAGGGAGCGUGUCCAGCGCUCAAGGAGCUCUGCAUCGGCGACAACAUCGUUGAGAACCACAUCAUCCAAGACGUGUUUGCCUUUGCCUUGCAAAAGAAAGCCAGUAGCUAG
Molecule: messenger RNA, 1206 nt
Organism: Saprolegnia parasitica CBS 223.65
Lineage: Eukaryota; Oomycota; Saprolegniomycetes; Saprolegniales; Saprolegniaceae
Exons: 2
Coding region: 1-1206 (401 amino acids)
Molecular function (GO): protein binding
Source: RefSeq, a predicted model, not a curated record